Paraglomus occultum is the source of this 1659-nucleotide messenger RNA. The record is from the annotation of a GenBank genome assembly. NCBI's taxonomy places the organism in Eukaryota, Fungi, Glomeromycota, Glomeromycetes, Paraglomerales, Paraglomeraceae.
AUGUCACAGUCGCAUUCACAUUUUCUUGACAACAGUAAUAUUACGAGACAGAACUUAAAAAAUUGGUGGAAGCAUUUUACAGCAAAGACUGCAAAGAAGGGGCCUGAUGAUAAAGGAAAAGGAACGUGUGAACCCUCCGACGUCGAAUGGCAACCGUAUGGCUCACAGCCAGAAUGGAGCUAUUUCAAGAGUUUCGAGGUGUUUAUUUCUGGAAUUAGACCACAGUCGAUAUUCGGAACAGAUCUGACGCGCGCCAUUGAGUACGCAAGCGUUCCAAUAUGUAUGGCCGGUGCUGAUGGACGACAAUAUGUUUAUGGAUAUAUCCCUACUAUAGUUGCUAAAUGCGGGAUGUAUUUAAAGGAGAAAGCUACACCUACCGAAGGUAUAUUUAGACUUAGCGGAUCCGCGAAGAGAAUAAAAGAAUUGCAGGCAAUCUUUGAUUCACCUCCCUCCUAUGGCAAGACAUUGACCUGGUUGGGAUAUUCAGUCCAUGAUGCCGCUAACGUGCUAAGAAGAUAUCUGAACAAUCUACCUGACCCAGUGAUACCACAUCAAUGGUACGAACCGUUCAGACGCGUUCUAGUCAAUUAUCCGGACGCACACAGAAGAGUACUGGCAUAUCAGAAACUGAUUGCAAAAAUUCCGAAAGAGAAUCAGAACCUACUGCUCUAUAUUCUUGAUCUUCUCGCAGUAUUUUCAUCAAAGGCGGAUCAAAACCUGAUGCCGUCGAAGAAUCUGGCUUCCAUAUUCCAACCGGGUAUUCUUUCUCAUCCCGAUCAUGACAUGGCUCCUGAGCAGUACAAACUAUCGCAAGAAGUUGUAGAAUUUUUGAUAGAUUAUCAAAGCUAUUUUUUGAUAAAUGUUCCAUAUAGCAACAGCAACAGCAACAUAUCCUCUCCGCAAGCGCAGCCUUCUACUUCGGCAAUAGCAUCAACAUCAAGCGAAGUGCCACCGCCGCCACCACCGCCAAGACCAGUUAAUCAUGAGGGUAACACUCAAUCAUUAAUAGAACCCGCCGAUUUAAAUAAUCCACGACCUCCACCUAAGCUGUUAACUCGCCGUCCAUCGCUCAAUGGGGAUCGUACGACUGGUGACUCUAUAGCAAACCUAACUCGUUCAAAGUCUCUUGGAAGUCGUCCAUUACCUAAUAAAAAACAGCGAAGGAGACGAGAUGAAGAAUCAAAUGCGAACGGUGAAAUUGCAAGCGAUUUGAAGCGACAAGUUCGAGAAGUAAACCAAAUAAAUCCAACGAAAGUAAGGCCAUCCACGCAGGAACGGUCAUCAUUAAGUAGUCCAGCGAGCAGUCUAAAACCGGACAAAUCGGACAAAAAACCAUCGAAAUUACGAAAAAAGUCACUACACAAAGUGCAUCCGAAGUUGUCAAGACAAACACGAAUGUCAGCGUCUCAGGAUAAUGUCAGCGUUUCUUCAGAGAGUGCUCGACGAAAACAAGUACGAUCCAAUUCUGUUUCUGGGUCAUCUAAAUCCGGAGCACGGAAUGCGAUAAAAGCGCAGAAAUCAAAAAAUACCAAUUCGGAAUCGGGCGAUGAAGAGGAAGGAAAAGAAAACAGUUCAGCCUCAAGCAUUUCGAGAAAGUCUAAGCGACACGUAAGAUACGAUUUGGAAGUGGUGAGAGCAGUGGGGAAGAGAAACAGAUAG